CCUAUGUAGUAACAGCUCGCCAACUCCAAUAUCCGGGGCUGGUAUUGGUACUACCAUUCGUCUCAUGUCCCCCCUGGCUUAAAAAGCUAUAAAUCGCUGGGUGGAAUUUGAGUUGCGGGACUUUGGAGAUUAUUUCCAUUGUGAAUGUAGAAACGGGUCAAAGGUUGCGGUUGAAACAUUUUUAUCUUAUAGCUAAAACACUCAGCGGGGAGAUAAUCUCACUUCAAUGGCUACUCCAAGACCCAGAACAUCCUACGAUCUCUACAGAGAUGUCAUAUACACACCUAUGGUGGAUGAUAGGCCACCUCUGAGUACAGACAUCCCUUCACCUGAAAGACAGUUGCGACCUUUGACAUCGCGACAUUCCUUCACAAGGGAGUCUCGACAGAGUAGACCCAAAACGAGGGCAGCUACACCUGCUUUAGGAGAGCAGCCUUUGGAUUCAGAUAUACAGUACAUAUCGUCUAGAGAGAAAGCAGACAAAGAAGACAAGAACCCGUUCACCCAGCCGAUGGACCCAAUCAACAGACAAUAUUACUACAAACUGUGGAGGAGGAGUCCUCCCAGACUUCAACAGCCUGUAUUUCGAGAAGGCCGAGUUGGUGCAGGUUGGCGGCAUGUCAAGGCGUGUAAUGUUAGCACUGGAAACUAUUUAUGUUUUAUUGAUGGGACAGUGAAGGCCGAGGAGAAUUAUUUCUAUCCACCGGAAGUCAUGUAUGAGCCUCUGAAGCUGCCCAAGUUCGUACCACCAGUGAAGUUCAAGGACACACUAGUACAAGUUCCCGUCACCUACAGGGGGAACACAUCAGAAUCUCAUCUCGGCCAACGGACUCUACCAGGAUGCGAAACUUGGCGACGCCCAAAACAGUAUGUAGACAGCUAUGAUGUCUGGUGGACUAGACAUUAACUUCUUUCACUGGAUGGUGAUGAAACUUCAUAUAAUUACCAAUACCACUGGCCUACAUGGAUCUGACUUGUACAUUUUUAUACAAACAGUAUUAUUAGUUGCUUUUUUUUUUUUUUUGGUUCAAAAUAAAGAUUUGUGAACAAUCUUUUUCAAAGCAGUGUAGAUUUUUCAAAUAUAUAUUUUAUAUGUAUCAGUGCAAUCUUGAUUUAAAUUUAUACUAGUGUCAGUAUUUGUAUUACAUGUAACUUCUUUUAUAUAAAACAAUAGGUCUGUAUUGUUGACACUUACUAACUUCUAAAAAUAUUCAGUACUUAUUGAACCAUCUGAAUCCAGGUAGGAUAGAGUUGUGUUGUGAUAUGAAAUUUGAUUCAAUUCUAGAGAAAUUACUAAUAGUAAUAUGUUUUGAAUACACAUUUUCUAUACUAGUCCAAAACCAGAGAUUGGCUUGAUUGUGUGUGCAUGUUACUGUUUGACAUAUAUGUGUUUUAUAAUGUACUGCAUCAAUUCAAACUACACAAGUCAGGCCUAUACCAAAUUCAUUCAACAAACUAGUGUUGGGUAUCCUUUAUAACACUUUUAUUUGGUACAAAACAAACAGGAACCAAGUCACGUAAUCAGUACAAGUGAUACACUUCCAUGAACCAAGUCACAUCAUCAAUACAAGUGAUACACUUCCAUCAACCAAGUCACAUCAUCAGUACAAGUGAUACACUUCCAUGAACCAAGUCAUAUGUCAUCAGUACAAGUGAUACACUUCCAUGAACCAAGUCAUGUCAUGAAUAAAAAUGAACCACUUACAUAAAUCAUUUGGUCAAAUCAAUGAAAUAUACUACAAUGAAAAAAAGAAAACAUUGUUCAGUUAAACCAAAACACUGAAAUAUAUACACAAAUACUUUUCCCAAUCAGCCUGAAGCUUUAGAGUUUUGUACUCUUAAAAGUGACCAUGUAUUCUUAAAAUGUUUUAAAAGAAAAAUUAUUUACAUACAAAAAUUAUUUGUAUAGCAAAAGAUGUUCUUACUAUAGACAUUUUUAAGAUGCUAGACAACAAUGUAUCAACUAAUGGUCAGAUUUUUAUUUUGCUGUAGCCAAUGGAUUUCGGAGCACUAAAAUAACUGAGUCCCCUCUUAAAAACAUUUUAGAUAUAAAACGAUCCUUAUUCACAGGCUUUGACUUUUUUUUGCCCUUUCCAGCCUUGGGUUGUUCUGUCCACAUCUCCUUGACAUUUUCUAGCACCAUGUUACAGUGUCUGAUAAAGAAGAAAAAAAAAGUUUAUGAAAUAGAAGAAAGAAAAAAAUUCAUGACACUGGAUAUUAAAGAUAAAUUUGAUAAUGCUGAACUGCUAUACAAGCAGCAUUUUUUGGCACUAGAAGAUAAUUUCUAAAAAAAAAAUACAUUUUUAUAAUAAAUUUUUCCUUUCUUGCUAUACUAUAUAUUCUCACCCCUCACCCCCACAGACACACACAAACAAAAUUAAUAAUGGUUUUGACUACUUCAUAAAUACAUAUAGUGCAAAUGGGUAUGCUCUCUCUUCCCCCAGAAUGGCAUCAGUCAGUUUUCUUUUUUUUAUUUCAUUAUUUAGUUGGAGAUACAUAUUGAAUAAAAAAUUAUUCUUUUAAUUAAACAAACGAUUGCAUCAAUU
Molecule: messenger RNA, 2546 nt
Organism: Biomphalaria glabrata
Lineage: Eukaryota; Metazoa; Mollusca; Gastropoda; Planorbidae
Exons: 7
Coding region: 227-907 (226 amino acids)
Source: RefSeq, a predicted model, not a curated record